AUGAAUUCCCUAUCUCUUUCCACCGGUGUCGCUCUGUCCACCGAUCGUGUUGUAACUGAUGACAACCAUGUUCAAGGCUCUAGAUCACAAAGUUACAGCAAGAAUUCAGGAAGGGGGCGUGGGCGAGGCCGGAACCGAGACAACAACAGUUGGAAUCACAGCCGUGACAACCAAAGUCGGGGAUGGCAGACUAGUCGUGACCACUCUAGCCGAGAUGGAGGAUAG
This is a messenger RNA of Prunus armeniaca (apricot), 225 nucleotides long. NCBI's taxonomy places the organism in Eukaryota, Viridiplantae, Streptophyta, Magnoliopsida, Rosales, Rosaceae. The record is from the annotation of a GenBank genome assembly.